AUGCCAAAACUGCACACCAGGGUUUUAUUGCUCAGAGCCAGGCCUGACCACAGGUUUUUCUGCAGUGAAGGAUCUCAGACUUCAGCUCCUGUGUCUGCCGUGUAUGGUGAUAUUUGUCCUCCAGGUCACUAUUGUGAAAUUGGUAGUGCUGUGCCAACUCCCUGUCCAGUGGGAAGCUGGCGCCCUGAUAGUGGGGGAAAGGGCACAGAUGAUUGCAUGCCUUGCCCUGGAGGUCAGUUUCAGGACCAGAAGGGACAGAGUGAGUGUAAACCCUGUCCUCCAGGUUUCCAUUGCAUCAACCUCACAAGAGGCUUUAUGGGCGUCAGCACUCCUUUGGUCUGUCCUAAAGGCUUUUACUGCCCCAAUGAGACCGAGUCUGGAAACCCAGUUCCAUGUCCUAAAGGCACAUACAGUGAUUCUCUUGGCCUCAUUUCAGCAGAGCAGUGCCUGGUGUGCCCUAUGGGACAUUUCUGCGGUUCGGAUGGACUCUCUGAGCCCUCAGGGCCCUGUGCCCCUGGAUUCCUCUGUUUUGUGCAGGCCACAGUUCCCAACCCCACUGACAACAGCACUGGCACUUUGUGUCCACCAGGGGCAUACUGCCUUCUGGGAACAAGAGCAGGUGAAUGUUCUGCAGGCUACUACUGUGACUGGGGCUCCAGCAGCCCGGAGCAGAGCCUCUGUCCUCCCGGUUUCUAUUGCCCCAUAGGCACAAACAAGCCCCUGGCCUGCACUACAGGCACUUACAGCUCCGUCAUGGGCAACAGUCACCAAGAAAAUUGUGAGCCAUGUCCAUUAGGCUACUACUGUCAGGGGGAAGCAGUAGCAGAGCCUCUUCCAUGUCUACCGGGGCAUUUCUGCCCCACAGGCACAUCACAGGAUACUCAGUUCCCCUGCCCUCCAGGAACAAUGCAGCCACAGUCUGGGACAGCCAGUAUAGAUGAAUGUCUACAAUGUCCUGCAGGCAUGUUUUGUGCUCGCCAUGGUCUUUCAGAGCCUACAGGGCGCUGCCAGGAUGGAUUUCACUGCCCUUCGGGGGCCACAAGUCCCAACGGCACUGGAAACGUGAUUGGAUCUACAGGCAACAGCAUGUGCCCGCCUGGCCAUUAUUGCCCAACUGGUAUCGGGUCUCCUCUUCCAUGCCCCACUGGAACAUUCUCCAGCUCCCCAGGGUUGAGUGGGGCAGAGCAGUGUCAGUCGUGUCCUUCUGGGUACUUCUGUGAGCAGACUGCUAUGGUCUAUCCAUCAGAAGCAGCUCUCUGUGAUGCUGGGUAUGUGUGUAUCAAUGGCAGUCGUAGUGCUCGACCGGUAGAUGGACUACAGGGUUAUAUUUGUCCAAGCGGACACAGUUGCCCCAUUGGUACUCCAUUGGAAGUGCCUUGUGAGCCUGGCACAUACAGCAGUGCUCCUGGUGCGGUCCACUGUCUCUCAUGUCCAGCUGGCACUAUGUGUCCUUCCCCUGGCACACAGGAGCCAUCCCCAUGUCCCAUGGGUCAUUUUUGCCCUGUUGGCACUGCUGAAGCUGUACCCUGUCCUGUGGGCACACUAGGACAGGUUACCAGGGCUCAGUCGGAGGGUGCCUGUGUGCCCUGCCCUACCGGCCUCUACUGUAGUUCACCUGGAACAUCACAACCACAGGGCCAGUGCCAGCAGGGUUAUUUCUGCCAAGCAGGGUCUCCAAAUCCUGCUCCUUUGAAUACAACUGGCUAUCUCAGGAAUGGCCCCUGUCCGCAGGGUCACUUUUGCCCUUCUGGAACCCUAAUGCCUCUGCCUUGCCCAGCAGGCAGCAUUCGUAACCUCACAGGGGGUUACUCCAUAGAAAGCUGUCUUCCCUGCCCAGCAGGACAUUACUGUGCUAGCGAAGGCCUGGAUGCUCCAACUGGACCCUGUGCUGCAGGCUUUUACUGCCCUGUAGACUUUUCCUCCACUACCCCACACGCCUUCCUCUGCCCCAAGGGUUAUUACUGUCCCUUGGGCUCAACCCUGGCCUUGCCCUGCCCAACGGGACAGUACCAGCCGAAUCCGGGCUCGGAUAACUGCAUCCCUUGCCGUCCAGGCUAUUACUGUGAGGAGGCAAUUAUCGGAGACCCCCGGCCUUGCCCGCCGCACUACUACUGCCCUGCAGCAACAAUGGUUCCUCAGCCAUGUCCCAAUGGCACAUACACCCCACUUGAGGUCGGGGGUUUGCAGGAGGAGAGAGAGUGUUUGCCGUGUCCACCAGGAAAGUUCUGCAAGGCUGGACAGGUGAAAGGCCUGUGCGCUGCUGGAUUCUUGUGCAUCUCUGGCAGUUCAGAAUUUACUCCUCAGGCCACCUUUCUGCUCAACAGAGACCAGUGUGAGUGGGGAGCACAGUGUGCUGGACUGUGUCCUGCUGGCUUUUAUUGCCCUGUAGGCAUAGAGGAACCUUUAUCUUGUCCUGCCAACACUAUAAGAGAAACCCCUGGAGCAAGUACUAUACAUGACUGUCUGCCUUGUCCUCCAAGACACUGGUGCCAAGAGGGUGAUCCCAUCCCACGAAUGUGUCCACCAGGCUAUUACUGUGAUGGCAUAGUUGAUUAUGAGUCUGAGGGGCGGCCGGGGCCUAGAGAAUGUCCCCUGUUUACAUACAGGCCCAUGUCUGGUGCAGGAAGCAAAGGAGACUGUCUUACCUGCCCCCCUGGCACUUUUUGUAACUCCACAGGGCUCACUGAUUUCUCAAGCUUCCUUUGUCCACCGGGUCAUUGGUGCAGUGGGACAGGUUUCCCCGUGACCUGCCCUGCAGGCACCAUGAGGGCACAGGCAGGGGCAGCUGCUGUCAGUCAGUGUGAGCCUUGCCCUCCUGGUACCUUCUGCCCACACCCUCGCACCAUGGGGCAGCCUAAUACAGCAGGCAUCCCAUGUCGAGCUUCUUACGAAUGUCCUGCAGGGUCAGUCACAGAGACCCCUUGCAGAGCUGGUUCAUACUGUAGACCCCAGACAGGAGAUCCCACACCGUGUCCUGCAGGAUACUACUGUCCUGAGGGAUCUCGAACCUACAGCUCUCCACAGCAAGUGUAA
Carassius carassius (crucian carp) is the source of this 3033-nucleotide messenger RNA. RefSeq names its product neurogenic locus notch homolog protein 4-like. The transcript is spliced from 19 exons. The record is from RefSeq and is a predicted model, not a curated record. NCBI's taxonomy places the organism in Eukaryota, Metazoa, Chordata, Actinopteri, Cypriniformes, Cyprinidae. Bases 1 to 3033 code for a protein of 1010 amino acids.